This is a messenger RNA of Entrophospora sp. SA101, 501 nucleotides long. The record is from the annotation of a GenBank genome assembly. Lineage: Eukaryota; Fungi; Glomeromycota; Glomeromycetes; Entrophosporales; Entrophosporaceae.
AUGACAACAGAAGAACAACAUUUGGAAGAAUACCGUAAAUUGCCAGUAGCGAUAACAACGGAAGUAGAAUCUUAUGCAGGAUGGCUAAUGGAUGCUGAGAAAAUAAUAAAUGAAAAACAAAAUAGUGCAAGCAAUACUCAGUCACUACAAAGAGAAAUUGAAAACCUAAAACAACAACUCCGAGUUCACCAAAAUUGUGCAGCAGAGAAGCAACAACUCCAAAAUCAGGUUAAUAAUGUCAAUAACCAAUUAAAAACCGAGCAUGCUAAUUGUCAAAAAGAUAAAGAGCAAUUAGCCCAACAAAUCAAAGACCACCAAACUUCCCAAGUUGAAAAGGAAAAACUCAAUCAACAAAUCACUCAACUCCAGCAAGAUAAACAAGAUUUACAACAGCAACUUGUUGAAGCCAUGGCAGAACUUACUGGUGCUCAUCAAUUAGAAGGAGAACUGGAAGCUAAGAUAGUCCAAACAUCACCAUUCACUGAAGGGGGAAAUAAAUAA